This is a messenger RNA of Arctia plantaginis, 1704 nucleotides long. The record is from the annotation of a GenBank genome assembly. Lineage: Eukaryota; Metazoa; Arthropoda; Insecta; Lepidoptera; Erebidae.
AUGGUUACGAUGAAUUCAUCGGAAAAGGCGGCACAAAAAGCCUGUCAACAAGGUCCAUCCAGAGACAGCUCAAAAUGUAUAAAAGACGAAAAAGAAAAAGACAAAAAAGAGAAUACUGUCUCCACACUGCCCAUCGGAGUGCAAGCUCUGAUGUCCACUAUACCGUCGCCGGAGGAGUCACCUAACUAUUUGGUCUACAAGAAGAUGGAAUCAAUCAUCGAGAAGAUGCAAGAUGAAAACACCGGAGUGCCAGUGAGGACUGUGAAGAGUUUCAUGACGAAGAUACCAUCGGUGUUCACCGGCGCAGAUCUUGUUGCGUGGCUGACCCGUCACCUGCAUCUUGAAGAAACCUGGGAGGCUCUACACCUGGCCCACCUUCUAGCCGCCCAUGGAUACCUGUUCCCCAUAGAUGAUCAUUGCUUGACUGUGAAAAAUGAUAACACAUAUUACAGGUUCCAAACUCCGUAUUUUUGGCCAUCCAACCAGUGGGAGCCGGAGAAUACUGAUUAUGCGGUAUACCUGUGCAAGCGUACGAUGCAGAACAAGGCGCGGCUGGAGCUGGCCGACUACGAGGCGGAGUCGUUGGCGCGACUGCAGAAGAUGUUCAGCAGGAAGUGGGAGUUUAUCUUCAUGCAGGCGGAGGCGCAGAGUAAGGUGGAUAAAAAGCGUGACAAACUUGAAAGGAAGGUGCUGGAUAGUCAAGAGCGGGCUUUCUGGGAUGUUCACCGACCCAUGCCGGGCUGUGUGAACACAACUGAAAUGGACCCAAAGAAGCUGUCCCGCAUCAACGCUCUGAAAGCCAAACGUCUGAGACAGUGCCAAGAGUUGAUACUGCAGCAUAACUUGAAGACAAACCCAAUAGUGACGAUCACAAACCCACAAGAGAGUGAAGACGAAAUACAGAAGAACUCUGAGAAAGGAAUCAAAGAGAACGGGGAACCAUCUCAAUCAGAAAUAGCGGACAUGAAAGACGGUAUCAUACCAGGGGUACAUACCAAAGAGAAGGCUCGCACCAUAGAGCAGCAGAUAGAGGCGGCCCGGCGACAGGUCACUAUGCUCAAGGCCAGGCUUGAGAGGCGGAACGUGCGAGUGAGCAAGGUCGCUCAGAUGUUCAUAGCGUACUGCGAGCAGUAUGCAGAAUACGACGCAUUCCUCACACCCCCGGAAUGGCCCAACCCUUGGAUCAGCGACACCACCGAGAUGUGGGACCAAGAGAAACAAUGCAAGGAGCCAUUACCUUUACGUCGGGUCCGUAGAUGGUCUUUUGGUCUUCGAGAACUUCUCCAAGACAAUGCUGGAAAGGAGCAUUUCGCCAAGUUUCUGUCCAAGGAAUUCAGCGGAGAGAAUCUCAAGUUUUGGUUGGCGGUCCAAGAGUUGAAGGCGCUGCCGAUACGUCGAGUGUCAGCUCGCGCCAAGGAAAUUUGGAAGGAGUACCUCGCGGCUGACGCUCCAUCUCCUGUUAAUAUUGACGCCACCAGCAGGGAACUGACGCGUGUCAAAGUGGAAUCAGGGACCGCGGACAGAUAUUGCUUCGACCAAGCUCAAGCUCACGUGUACCAUCUAAUGAAGUCUGACAGCUAUUCAAGAUAUUUGAGAUCUGAGAUGUAUAAAGACUAUCUCAAUGGAUCUAAGAAAAAGACUUCAGUGAAAGGAAUUCGUUCUAUAGUAUCGUUCACGGCUCGCAAAGAAACUUCAGCAAAUUGA